AUGCCAACCAGCAAUCGAUAUCCUCCAGGAAUCAAUCCUUACGCUUCAACUUCAUCUAAAACAACGUCAAAUCAGAAAGCCCAAAGACCAAGCUUGACUUCAAGACCGCAUGUCCAAGCUUCGAAAGCAUUGCUAGAUGAUGUCGAAAUAGAAGAAUUUCAUCCGCCGGAAUGGAGGACUGUGUUGAGCUCAAGAGUCGAUCUAGGGUAUCCGGACUUUUAUCCUUCGAGGCCUGGUUUCGAUCAGCCUGAAGAUGUGUUAACGGAGGAGAACGUCAAGAAUGGGUUCACAGGAAAGAACUUCAUUGCCGUUGGAGCAGAGGUUUUCUCCAUGCAUGGCCCAAUACAUAAUCACCUAACUUCAGGCGGGUUAAACCUGCUUCAGCAAUUGGGGAAAGACUUGAUACAGAAAAGACAGGAUAUGAUGCCUAAAGUCGGAGAACGAGCCUUUCGUAUCCCCGUUCGAGUAACGUACAAUGAUACUAAAAGAAUUCAAUUUCUUACCGAUUUAGCCAAUCCCAAUGUGCCUCUACACAAACUAAUGCGAACACCUGUACCACACGGUUUCAAGGGGCUUGAGUUACUCGAUUCAAUGUUUUCACCUUCUAUCGUACCUUCCUCAGGCCACAAUCGCACUCCUAGUGGAAGUGCUAAAGUAUCAUCGGAUCCUAUACCCAUCGAUAGAGCAUUAUGGUUCAUAAGAGUCUUAGGUUCAAACGAAAUUUCAGCUCAUAGAGGUAGAACUCAACCUCAAUCGUCAAGUAUAUCCACUCCAGUCCCUGUACAAGCACCUUCUCCUGCACAGGCAGCCACUCCUUCCUCAACAACAACAAUAGUCGCUAACCCGACUUUACCUGUUUCAAGUAAUGAUUGGUAUACUCAAGAAUUCACGAAUACGUUCAUUUCUUGGAUCAGAAUACAGCUUAGUCAAUUAACCCUGCCAAAUAGCAGCAAGACGAACGUCAAACCUGGGGUCCCAUCGCUAAAAGCUCCAACGGGAGUGCUGAGUGAUGAGAAAAUGAGGGUAAGAUGGUUGGCUAAGUGGGAUUAUAGCACGCGAUUGAUGCGGGAGCUGCAUCAACGGCAACUUCUCUCUACUCGUUCACUCAGCGGAUGGAUGGCAGAUUUUCUAGGCCAUGCGAACCUUGCUCAGUUAGGAUUCGUCUCUCAAUUGAUAGGAGAGUACCUAGGCGAUAUGCUCAAGCAUAUUUGUAACGCUCGACAUUGUAUCAAAGCGGCUUGUGACAAGGUCAAUGAAAUUCGAAUUUCUCCUGCUGCUCCGUCGUUAAGCAAAGUUGAAGCUAUGCUCGUGUCGAUCAUACAGUCAUUGUCCAAGGCCAAUCCAGAAGUUCUAUUCAGUCCGAUCACAUGGAAACUGCAUUCAAGCCUAUUGUUGACUAUCCUUCCAAGUACAAGUAAGGGGCUGACAGGAAUUACGGAUCGAAACGAGGCGAUGUGGUUCAAGAUGACUGUCGAUGAGAGGUCUUCCAGUCCUAGGCGGCAGCAGAUGGCGGAUAUUCAGAAACUCGAUUCUAUCUGUGAAGAUACAAACAUGCUCGAACUCACCCGAUCCUUCUUUGACGGUAACUCUUCCGCUACUUCGGCUUCGCCUGACAUGACUCGACUGGAAGAUAAAAUUUUCAUUCUCCUCAAUUGGGCGAUGGGAUUGUUCCAGCUUGGCAGUCAUCGACCUUAUGCUGUCUAUACCAUACUCAAGCACUGGCACGAACAACAGGAAGAGCGUCAAGCUAAGCAGUCCAACCCCAAUGUCGUAGAUCUCUUUCCUCUGUUGUACAAAUGGCUUGACACGUCUGCUGCGGCACGUAAGGAGGAAAACGUUCAGGCUAUCGGUAUUACCAUUGGAGAAAUCACUCGACAAGGGAUGUUUUCCUAUGGAAGGUAUCUUGAAACCCUUAUAGCUAAAGGUCAGACCGCCCGAGGCUGUGCACAUGGUCAAUCAUCAUCUCAUCAUCUUCCCCUGCUGAGAGCGAUGCCAAUUUUCGUGGUGGCCAAAGACCUCGUACAUCAAAGGAGGAUAGCACUUUGCGGAGAUGACACUGAAUUGAAGAUGAGAGAUGAAGCGGAGGAAACCAUGUUGAUGGAUCAAUUUAGAGAGGAAGUGAUCGAAUAUAUUCCCGAAUUAUUUGGAUAUACUAGGUUUUGGCUAGCUCCUGGAGCGGGAGCGUUCCUUACAGGCGACAAUGAAAGAUCUGCGAUGAACGCCUCAACGUUUUCAAGGGUAUUGCAAGUUUUCAGGACGUGUCGAGGAUACGCGACUAUAGCGGAUUUCAUCAUUCGUGCAUUGCACGAUUCUGACGAUCAAGAAAUUUUAGAUGUCAUUAUUGAUACUGUCAGAAGAGAUGCGGAUGUUUGGACUGCAAUGGAUGGAUGGUCAAGGCUAGGCGAUAAAUUACUGGACAGGUAUCACGCCUUACAAACUCGUGGUAGAGAACAUCCUAGAACUUUGGAGCUAUUAGAUUAUCUUGUGAUGAAAGGUAGAUUGAAUGAGGAUGAGGUUGAUGAAGUGACACACAUACAUUCAGAGAUGUUCAGACCGCCGUUGGCAAAUAUACCUGGCAAGUUAGACUUCCAUGAAUCAUUGCCUUCUUUCCAACAAGUAUUAUCCGGAGCAAAGGAAGAAGCCGCGAUCAACCUAGCAUCAAAACUUUUCGUCAGACACGGGACUUUGGUCAAUUGGUCGUCAGCAUGGUGGACAAGUAUCAUAGGGGUUUUACAACAUCCAUCGGCUCAUGUAUCACACGAAUCAAUCGUACGCACAAUAAAUUCUCAUAUCAUAGCUGUGAAACGAGAAUCGAAAGAUAGUUUGGAACCGGUCAUCAUCUCGUGGCUCGAGAGUUCUUCGCCUGCUGCCUUGAUCGAAACAUUCGGGAAACGUUCAGGUGUAAUAAUAAUCCAUUUCCUCCUCGGCUUGAUUGUCAACAGGUGCUUGUCUACUCUCACAGUACUCGAACGACUUGUUUAUCCAAUCUGGAAGCAUGUGUCAGGGAGUGCUUUGGCCCAUCGCAAACGGUUAUCCAGCAAACAAACACAGGCGGUCACGAAUAUUAUCAAUAUCUCUUCUCAGCUACUUGUCUCGCCUCCAUUAGUUGAUUCGCUCCCACCUACGAAUUCAAUCGACUCACUCGUUGUUUUGGCAUACCGCCAGGCCGUCUUUUGCGGUACAAGCGUUCAGAAUUUUAUCCGACAUUUACCGCUCCUUGUGGUACUAGGAAAGAGCAAUCUAUUGCCGGACUCAACCACUUCUACAAUUUCAUCCAUGUUACGGUGUCUGGCAAUGACAGCCGAAUUCAAGACUGCGGCAUUUAGAAAUCUCAACGUGCUGAAAGAUGCGUUCUUGUCAACAGAGUGGAGUAAGCCAUCCUCGGCCUAUGGCUUAGAGGCUGGAAUGGAGGAUACAUUAAAGUUAAUCAUGUCGGAAAAGCCUCCAAAUGCAUCUACGCCUGCAUCCAAAUCUCGGCUCUCGACUUUCGACAACACCGCUAGACUGAGUGCUUGGAAGUGGACAAGAAUCGUCCUCGAAAUGCGCUCCGAUUUCAAGGGCCUUGCGCUCCGUAUUGCCAAUGGUGAAGAUAUUGCCGAUGCAAGAUACAUCCUAAAUCGACAAGUACAUGCGACUCUUGAUCGAGCUGCAACUGCAGAUGACACUGAUCUUCUUUGUGAAGCGUUCCGAGGCAUGGAUAGUGUCGUGACGCAAGAAGUCCUACGUAUACUUGAUAGUACAUAUAAUCAUUCAACACAAUCACAAUCGGACAACUCGGUCCUCGCUUCAAGGCAUAAACUUCUGGAUCUCUUGGCAGUAGCACUUCAAUCAAUCGACCGCCAAAUGUCGGACAGUGAUUUGGUCUUACAUCAGGAUCUAUCCCCGCCUCGACCUGGUAUCUUAAUGCAGGUAGUUACAAUCUUGCUGAAAUUCACACUGGGAAUAAUGACGACGGAGUCAACAUCGCCGACUAUGCCAAAGCCCAAUUUCCCUAAUUUAGCAGUUUCAUAUUUCAAGGUGAUGCUUUCAUGUCACAACGCCCUGUCACCUGAAUUAGCUCAGGCCAUGUCGGACAUGCUAGCAUAUAUAAUUGACUCAUGUCAGACUGCACUACUCGGUGAAAUCACUUCUACAUCCGUCCAAGCUAUUGUGACUUCUUCUUCUCACCUCGCUCGCGCUCUUCCACAUUUAAGCCCUGUUCGACGCAAUAUCGGUCUACUCGGACCAGACGUUACCGAAGAAUCGCUCGAUUCCGCACUGCCAUUAGACGAUCGGAAAUGGGAGUUGUUCGAACAGAUGAAUCCACCGCCUCGUCCACCUCAACAUCAAGAUUUAUACCUCACUAGUACACCCAUCAAAGAUACAUCAUCUAUAUCCAUGUCAUUAUUCAAUCCUAAGAUCACUCGUGAUGUCAUCCCUGGAAUUGCUGAUUCGUGGACAGAACAGAUAGAAGAAGAGCCCUCGUUGCCAUGGGAAGAUUAUGCAUCCGAGCGUGAUUUGGGUGAUGGUUUUAAAGAACCCAAUUAUGUCAAACAAAUAUCAACUCAAUUGUAUAACGGUACAGAUGAACAUGAUUUGAAUGAACACGAAACUGGAAAUGUCGAUGAGAAUGAAGAUUCAUCAGAUGAUGAAAGUGGUAUACCUCUGUCGAAGAAUCAGAGCAGAAGAAUGUCAACUAGAUCGCAAAAAAGUAUUAGCAUGGGCAAUGGAAUAAGUUUCGGAUCAAACAAUAAUCCAAUUUCGAUUGAUGAAGAUUCAGAUGAUAAUCCUGAACCUGUUGAUAAUCCACCUCCAGCAUCGAAAAGACCUAGAACAGCUUCUAAAUCAACCGCCUCUGCUUCAGCUUCGGUUUCCGCUUCGGUCUCAGGAAAACAGAGCACAACAGCAGGAAAAGCACCGGCAAGGAAAACAACAGGUGGGAAAGGUAUAAGCAGGAAAGCAACAGCAGGAAAAAGCGUUAGAGGUACUGCGGGAAAAGCUCCAAGGGGAAGAAGGAAAUCACAAGCGGAAUAG
This is a messenger RNA of Kwoniella shivajii, 5013 nucleotides long. RefSeq lists its product as uncharacterized. The record is from RefSeq and is a predicted model, not a curated record. The transcript has 14 exons. Gene Ontology annotation, cellular component: mediator complex. Lineage: Eukaryota; Fungi; Basidiomycota; Tremellomycetes; Tremellales; Cryptococcaceae. Gene Ontology annotation, molecular function: transcription coregulator activity. Bases 1 to 5013 code for a protein of 1670 amino acids. Gene Ontology annotation, biological process: regulation of transcription by RNA polymerase II.